This is a messenger RNA of Rubroshorea leprosula, 2043 nucleotides long. NCBI's taxonomy places the organism in Eukaryota, Viridiplantae, Streptophyta, Magnoliopsida, Malvales, Dipterocarpaceae. The record is from the annotation of a GenBank genome assembly.
GUUCUUCUUCUUCCCGCUGCAUCCCGACAGCCCCCCCAAGCUUGCCGACCUGCAUGCUUGAAAAAUUGGUGAGAAAGCUUGGUUUUUAUCCUUCUUUUCUUGCUUAAAACCAGAUUUGAACCCAGAAAAUCUCCCCCCCUGCAGGAAGCUUCCGGAUCUGCCUUGCUCUGCUCCUCACCGCCGGCUGCUCCUGCUUUGUGGGGGCGAAUUUCUCUGAUUUUGGACCCGUGAGCUUCCCUGCACUUGCUGCCGACUUCUUCUCCCUGCAGCUCCGGUUCCUUGCUUGCAAAUUCUGGUUUCCGAUCGUUCUAUCAGUUAGCACUGAGAUUGAGUGCUCGGUUUUAUGCGAGUGAGGUAAGUAAAUUUAUGGUAAUGUCCGUACUGUUUUUAAAAGCAUGUUUGAUUUGUUUUUGAAGUGGUGACAGGACUAAACCCGUUUUACACAAGUAUGAUUGAUUUGAAGUGAAGUGUUUUAUGCUUUUCAUUAAAUUGAGCAUGCCUACUUGAAAUUUAAUUGAUUGUCCUGAUGAUUUGAAAGUAAUUGGUGAAUUAUGAUUUCUCUGUUAACUUCAGCCUGUUUUGUCUCUGAUGUGGUCAUGUUAUUAGUGACUCUACUAGUGGGGAUUAUACGCUAGCACAUGUCGGCAUGUUAGUGAUAGAGCCGGUUCGUACACAUGUCGACAUGUUAGUGAUAGAGCCUUGUGCAUAGAGAUUUGUUCCAAAAGAAUUAUCUUUUUUAUUUUAAAUUUAUCUCAAAUUAAUUGUUGCUUUUUUAUUUUUUAAAGUUCUGGAAGUUUUCCCUAAGAUGUUGAAAUAAAGAACGGAGUCAUUUAACUUCAUCAUAGCUAGUGCUUUUUCAGCAUGUGCACAGGUGCGUUAUUUUCAUUUAGGGUCACCAAUUCAUGGGCAGAGAAUGAUGAUCCAUAUUAUAGUCCAGAAAUCUCUUGUCACCAUGUAUGCCAAGUGUGGUUAUCUAGAGCAAAGUUAUGCUGUUUUCAGAAGAUGGAAAACAGAGAUUUAGUUCUUGGAAUGCAGUAAUAGCUGGGUAUGCUCAGACAGAAAUGGCUAUCUAUAGAAGGUAUUUUUACUAUUAAAUGCAAUGAUGAUGACCCUACAAAAGCUUGAUUCAUUGACUUACAUUGUCAUUCAUCUCCAAGCUAGGGCAUCCAGUGGGGCUCUCAAUCAGGGGAAGUGGCCUCAUAACUUUGUAAUUCAAAAUUUCCUCUACUCUUGCACCUUGUUACUUGGUAGACACAGCUCUAGUGGACUUGUAUUGUAAAUGUGGUAAUUUAGAUGCUGCCAGUAGGUGUUUUAAUGUGAUGUUGCAUGGCAAUCUGAUCUCUUGGACCACAAUCGUUGCUGGAUGUGGUAGUCAUGGGAAAAGGAGACAACUUUGAGCAUGUACCUGUAGUUGCUGCAAUUGGGGAUGUAAUCAAACAAGAUGUGACUGAGAGAAGGGAUAAAAGGACAUCAGUGUUUGCUGCGGCAUGUCUGCUUGCCUGCCAGCUGAAGUAGUCAAACAGUUAUCCAUGGGAGUUAAUGUGCCAAGUUUGGGUAGAAUAACCAUGCUAUGCAGCUAUUUAUUGCAGGACAGAUGUGCAUGCAAAGCAACCAAGUCAAGGAGAGGAACUCCUCACUCUUGUUUGGUUGGCAAUGAAUCAUCUGGGCCUCCGAACUCACUUUUCCAAAGAGGUUACAGGGAACCGCAAGACAUUCAGCAUUGAAGUUGUACGUUCACAAAAUGAAAAAUGAAAAUAAGGCAUUCGUGUUUGCUUUCUGUAUGUCUUUUUCUGUUGUCUUUCUUUAAGCGGUCAUCUUAUGUUCAUUUUGAAAAACUUAAUGCUUCCUUGGAUUAUGUUUAGUUGUAUUUGCAUUUGUCAGAUGUAGUUCUUCUCAACAGAACUUGAAUUGCUUCCUAAGUAUUGAAGAUGUUUAGGGCUUUUAUGAAUUGAUGGGAAUUCUUCGAUUUUGGUGUUGAAGCUAUGACAUCAAGUUUGCACAUACUUUAUUGGUGUUUUGAAGAAAUAAAAAUGGCAGGAACUA